Molecule: messenger RNA, 692 nt
Organism: Panicum virgatum (switchgrass)
Lineage: Eukaryota; Viridiplantae; Streptophyta; Magnoliopsida; Poales; Poaceae
Product: auxin-responsive protein SAUR71-like
Exons: 1
Coding region: 145-441 (98 amino acids)
Biological process (GO): response to auxin
Source: RefSeq, a predicted model, not a curated record
CAGCGUCUGCACUUGUGCAGUUGUGCCUCACUCAACGGAGCAAACAAAGCAUCGGUGAAGUAGUGCCCAGGUGAUCAAACCAAAUCUUCGAUCAUACCGCGUCCUUCAAUCUGCAAAGCUCAGCUCCGAUCUUCCGCACCAGCAAUGGCGGCGGUUCGGGGAUCGGUGAAGGGGAGCCCGAGUCCGUCGCGAGAGGUCCUCGCCUUGUUGCCCGGCGACGACGGGAGGGUCCCGAGAGGCUACGUGCCCAUGGUGCUCGUCGGCGGCGGCGAGGAGCGGCGGAUCAUGGUGCGCGUCGAGAUGCUCGGGGAGCCAUGCAUGGCGGCGGUUCUGGAGAUGGCCGCGCAGCAGUUCGGGUACGGCCAGCGAGGCGUGCUCAGGAUCCCCUGCGGCGCCGACCGGUUCCAGCAGAUGCUCGGCGUGGCAUGCGAAGCUAGAUAGAUGAUGAGUUGCAUGUACAGACGCAAGCAUUUGUGCUGCAGAAUUGGUUCAUUCUUUGAUUUGAAUUUCUCAGUGUACAGAUGCAGUAGAUCAUAUUUCAUGGAUUCGUUUUUAUCUCUGAAGGUUGCGUGUAAAUGUUGGUAGUACUCACUGAUUCCAGAAGAGAUUUGCGAAGCCAAAUCGUGAGGCGGGAUUAUCCCUAUUCCAUAGAUAGAUACAUCAGAAAUGAACUCGAAAAAUACAGCAAAAAA